GCGCUCAUUUUCUAGACCAUUCCGUGGCACGAUAUAAGCGCGGCCAGAUCUGCCACCUCGACCCCGUCUCGUUCCUCGCUAUCGCUUCCGCAUUUCCAUAGAGUCCUCUCUUAGACACCUAGACCAGUACACCGCAUAGACAUGGUCGCCAUCGUCCAGAAGCCCGCCCCCGAUUUCAAGGCCACCGCCGUUGUGGAGGGCCAGUUCAAGGAUGUCCAACUCUCCGAUUACGCCGGCCAAUGGCUGAUCCUCUUCUUCUACCCGAUGGACUUCACCUUUGUCUGCCCGACCGAGAUCCUCGCCUUCAACGACGCGCUCCCCCAGUUCAAAGAGCUCGGCGCCACCGUGCUCGGCGUCUCGACCGACUCGCAAUUCUCCCACCUCGCCUGGUCGAUGUCGCCCCGCAAGCAGGGCGGCCUCGGCCCCGACCUCAAGCUCCCGCUCCUCGCUGACCGCAGCAUGGCGAUCAGCAAGGCCUACGGCGUUCUGAUUGAGGAAGAGGGCAUCGCGCUCCGCGGUCUCUUCAUCAUCGACCCCAAGGGCACGCUCAGGCAAAUCACGAUCAACGACCUCCCCGUCGGCCGCUCUGUCGACGAGACCAUCCGCCUCGUCAAGGCCUUCCAGUUCACCGACAAGUACGGCGAGGUCUGCCCCGCCAACUGGAACGAAGGGUCCAAGACGAUGAAGGCCGACCCCAAGGGCUCGCUCGAGUACUUUGCCAACGCGUCCAACGGCCCCGAGCCGGAGCAGAAGAAGAUGCGCGUGGACUAAAAAAAACGCACAUUUAUUCGAACUCGUGAAGACGGCAGCUGUGGGAUAGGGCAUGGAUGAUAUAGCCACGCGUACCGCACACCUCGGUUAUCGGUACGCGUGUGUACGAUAAUUUUGAUCUAAUCGCAAUGCAUGUAUAGAACCAUCUUAUAUAGACACGACCAAGCAUUGUUCCGGAGGUCGCGCUCGAUUUGAGGUCCAUUG
Messenger RNA from Punctularia strigosozonata HHB-11173 SS5, 975 nucleotides. Its product is annotated as thioredoxin-like protein. The transcript is spliced from 4 exons. Gene Ontology annotation, biological process: cellular response to stress; response to oxidative stress; cell redox homeostasis. Bases 142 to 771 code for a protein of 209 amino acids. The record is from RefSeq and is a predicted model, not a curated record. Lineage: Eukaryota; Fungi; Basidiomycota; Agaricomycetes; Corticiales; Punctulariaceae. Gene Ontology annotation, cellular component: cytosol. Gene Ontology annotation, molecular function: thioredoxin peroxidase activity.